Molecule: messenger RNA, 1557 nt
Organism: Schistosoma spindalis
Lineage: Eukaryota; Metazoa; Platyhelminthes; Trematoda; Strigeidida; Schistosomatidae
Source: the annotation of a GenBank genome assembly
AUGCCUUUCUCGCCGCUUGAACUGCUUGAUGAAGAAUAUUCAGAGCUUUUUCCAGCAACAGCCGUAAAGCCAAAUGAGAAAAUUAACAGGAAAGAAGAAAAAGUCAAUAGACAUGAAGAGAAUGUUCCUCAAAUUCAUGUGACUGACCAACUUUUUUCUGAUAACUGGAGUUAUAAAGAGGGAUCGAACAGUGCUUCACCGGUUGUUCAAAUGACUUCUGGAGAUGAAAAUGAACAACUGAGUUCUCCAGAUGACUCAAAGACGUGUGAAAAUAACCAAAUAACCGACGAUGAAUGUUCUGGAACCAAAAAUAGUGACAAGAAGUUAAGUGAGGAGAGUGAAAAACUAAACAAUAAUUCACAACGUAAAUUGUUUCAUCAGACAAAUGAAACAAGUGUUGCACCGACAAGUAUGAAUAAUAUGAAAGAUGGUAGUAUUACAUGCAUUGAAAUUACAGAAAAGGAAAAUGAUAAGGCAAGACCACCAGACGAUAUAGAACCUGUUAUAAAACCCACUAUACGCACUAGAAGACAUAUUCUUAAUUCAAAUCAACCAACAACUUAUGAUAUUACUUUAACUGAUCCAAAUGAUCAAUCACUUGUUAAUACAUUGGUGAUUACUUCGAAAGAACAACAAAAUAUAAUUAACAAUAAUAAUAAUAAUAAUAAUAAUAAUAAUAAUAAUAAUACACAAACCACUGAUAUAAUUAUCAAAUCAACUUAUCCAUUAAAAGAUCAUAUAAAAUCAUCACCAAGAUUAUCAUCAUCAAUUAAACGAUCAAAUAGUUUAUAUCAUUUAACCAAACAAAAUGUAUCUAACACAUCUAUGCAUAAUUCAUAUCAAAAAAUUAAUAAUGAAUAUCCAUUGAAUGCAAUGAUUCUACGUGAUAUAGCAUAUCAAUCAUGGAGAAAUCGAUUAGUUAAAAGUGCACGUAUUGAACAUAUGUCAAAUUUAUGUAAUGAAAUUGAUGAAACAAAAAAACAGAAAGAAAAAUUGGAAAGAGUGAAAUCAAAUGAAAUGUGUUUUCAAGCAUGGAAGCAGAGUAAACAUCAACUUUUAAUUGAUGCAAUGAAAAAACGUAAAGCAGAAGAAUUGGCACAGAAAAAGAAGCUUGAAGAAGAACAGGAACGUAAACUAAACUCACAAAAGGCAUUCAAUGCAUGGAAAGCACAUAAAGAUGAAUCAAUCAUUAAACAACAUCGUGAAAAUUUAUCUAAACAAAAACGUGAACAAGAAUCCAAAGAAACGGAACAAAAUGAAAAACAAUAUUUAAAUCAACAAGCAUUUGAAGAUUGGAAAGCCAAAAAAGAUGCCGCAUUAAAACAAAGCCUUCAGAGUAAAAGAAAACAUCAAACCGAAAAAGAAAAACAACUAGAAGAAGCUAAUCGUAUUAAAAUGGAACAAGCAGCUAAAGCUUAUCAUCAAUGGGAAUUAAAAAAGGUUGCAUCAUUAGAGAAUCUUGUUGUCAGCAUCGACCAUUCAAAUAAACCAAACAGAAGACCAUGGAGGCCUCCGUCAAAGACAAUCCCUCCAACUCAUGCAUAUAGAAUGUAUUAA